Messenger RNA from Thermothelomyces thermophilus ATCC 42464, 2327 nucleotides. RefSeq lists its product as uncharacterized. NCBI's taxonomy places the organism in Eukaryota, Fungi, Ascomycota, Sordariomycetes, Sordariales, Chaetomiaceae. Gene Ontology annotation, molecular function: GTP binding; ATP hydrolysis activity. Bases 1 to 1245 code for a protein of 414 amino acids. Gene Ontology annotation, cellular component: cytoplasm. The record is from RefSeq and is a predicted model, not a curated record. The transcript is spliced from 4 exons.
AUGCCCCGCGACCCUCUGAUCGGCCUGGUCGGAAAGCCCAGCGCGGGCAAAUCCAGCACGCUCAACUCCCUCACAGAUGCCUCGUCCAAAGUCGGUGGGUUCACCACGAUCGACCCGCAGCGGGCCAUAGGAUACCUCCAGAUCGACUGCGCCUGCGCGCGCUACGGCCUCUCGGACCGGUGCAAGCCCAACUACGGCUCGUGCGUCAACGGCCGGCGCAGCGUGCCCAUCGAGCUGCUCGACGUCGCGGGGCUGGUCCCCGGCGCGCACCAGGGCAAGGGACUGGGCAACAAGUUCCUGGACGACCUGCGGCACGCCGACGCGCUGAUCCACGUGGUUGACGUCUCGGGCACGACCGACGCCGAGGGCAAGAACACGCGCGGGUACGACCCCAGCGUGGACAUCGCGUGGUUGCGGAGCGAGAUCGUCGCCUGGAUCAAGGGGAACCUGAUGGAGAAGUGGGGGUCGAUCAAGAGGAGGCACGUCGCGGUCAAGGCGACGGCCGUAGAGACGCUGCAGAACCAAUUCAGCGGGUACGGGAGUACGAGCGCGGUCGUGGCGCGCACGCUGGAUAAGUUGGGUUUGAAAGAGCCGCUGGAGGAGUGGAGCGAAGAGACUAUCGAUCGCGUAGUCAACGCGUUUACCGACGAGAAGUUUCCGACCGUCAUCGCUCUCAACAAGAUCGACCACCCCGACGCCGACAAGAACAUCGCCAAGAUUGCCAAGAUGCAAGAUCCCAACAACAUCGUGCUCUGCUCGGCCAUAUCAGAAAUAUUCCUCCGCAAGCUGGCCAAGCAGGGAUAUAUCCGGUACACAGAAGGCAGCGAGUUCGUGGACACGAGGGAAGACCUAAUAGCAGAAGGCGAUCCGGACGGGGGCGGAUUGAAGGAGCUCGACGAGAAGAACCGUGCCAGGAUAGAGAACCUGAGGGACAUGGUGCUCUACCGGUUCGGUUCGACAGGGGUAGUUCAGGUGCUGUCCAAGGCUGCCGAGAUAUUGGGCUUGGUGCCGGUGUUUCCUGUUAGGAAUACCACGACAUUCGGGUCAGGAUCUGGCGACUCCAAGGCGGUAUUCCGAGACUGCGUUCUGGUCAAGAAGAACUCGACGGUGGCCGACGUGGCCAGGAAGAUCAUGGGAGAUGCACCCAUUGCCUACGUCGAGGGUCCCGGGGGAAUCCGGAUUGCCGAAGACCAGAUCGUGUCAGUGGGGAAAAACGAUAUAUUGUCAUUCAAGGUCGGAAAGUAAGCGGUUCAUGAUCGACACAAUCCUUGCCGUUUCCUAUUGCCUACUCUGGUACGCAAACAGAGGGUUGUUGGUGAGGUCAGGGGGUCAUCACCUCAAGGGGCUAGUGUAAUAACAAGGGAGGCAUAUCGACUCGCUGCUUUCCUGCCGACCACGAGGAUGUCACAAAGGCCCUCCCGCGCUUCCAGUUUGAGUCGUGACUCGGCAUUCGGAUCGCGGUACUUGUCAUAAUUAUCUCGUCGCACUCUCCCCUUCUUUCCGUUACACAGCCAAGGAGGUUGGCAGCCAUGGACUGGGCAGGAUCGGACGACGGGCGCGUACGCCAAGGUCAUCAAGGGUACAAAGGGCACGCGCAGGGAGACGACAGCUAACCAAUUCAAGUCGGGGCGAGACCGAAAUAUGUACCAAUUCAUGUUCAAUUCGUGGCGCAAGGCCGAUUUCGGGUAUCGUGAGAUUAAACCGGCUCACAAGUCGAGCCGAGCACAAACGACGUGAGAAUCGGCAAGAAAAACCAUGAAAAUAGGGGGCAAAAAUCAAUCAAAAGAGUCCCAUCGAGUCCCGUGCCCAAGUCAUAGCUCAUAAAAUCAUGUCCCCCAAGACACCUCUCUCAAAAAAGCAGCAUCUCUUUUCGCCUUCCCGUCGAAGGAUACCCGUUGGCUGGUGAUUCGAUGAACAUGACCAAAGUGAUGAUCCAUCGUGGUCGUCUGGAUCGCUUGGCGCCGAGCCAAACUUGCAUCCGUGGCAGGCCGAGAGCGGGGUGCCCAGGAGUGGGCGGGUGAGCUGGGCGCUGAUGUCAUUGCAGAUCAGCCCACCGACAAGCUUGACCAGGGUAGUGGCAGCACCGUCGCUCUGGGCAAACUGCCGAAACUCCCGUUUGCUCCAAUUUUUUUUUGUUUUUCUCGGUUUCUUUCGGUGUGAUGGAGUUUGAGACAUCCGGGUCCUCAAUCGGCGAACGCCCUUCUCAGGUUUGGGGCAAGGGAAAAAGUGAAGGGAAGGGGACGGCCCAAGCUCGCUUAACCUCAUACGAGCGCGGAAGAAAAUGGCGGCAUCUUGACGACAGGUGCGAGGUAAUGGGGGGGGGGCUA